Messenger RNA from Spirodela intermedia, 2237 nucleotides. The record is from the annotation of a GenBank genome assembly. Lineage: Eukaryota; Viridiplantae; Streptophyta; Magnoliopsida; Alismatales; Araceae.
AUGGGUCGUCGAGUCGUUUUCGGCGGCUGUCACUUGGCGGAGCAAAAAAAUAGUGACUUUGCAUCUCUUCGACGACUGUCACCUGAGAGGGAAGGAGCUAGAUGGAGGUGGGGCGCAUGUCAGGGAGCUUCAUCCUCAAGUUUGCGUAGCAAGAGGAGGCUCUUCAUUGCAUCUAGUAUGCUCUCAAGAGGUGGUGACUCAUCUCCUGGCAGAUCAUCUUCUUCCUGACGAUGGCUUGUUCGUCGAUCGAUCGGAGAUGAUUUACUCAAUAGAUUCGCAAUCCUUUUAUCGUGAAUCGUUCAGCAAUUUGAGUAACAAUGCUCCGCGAAUUACGUUGAUGAGAUUUUUGCCGAUGAUCUAACAAUUCUGAUUGUUUAAUCCUUCACCGGCAAUCUAUAGGAAAGUCACAAUAAUCAAAUUAAAUUAUGAGUUUUGGCUCUGGGAGGAUUUGAACCCAUACUGGUUGCCCUUGCCUCUUCUAAGGAAGGUGAUGGGUUUAGUCUCACAUCAGCCAAAUUUUCAAACAAAUAUAUAGUAAUGUUACAUUCCUAAGCAAAGUCCCUUUCUCGUGCGUGUAUGACCACUCCUUGCCCCACAGUCGGCUGGCCACUGGUGACGUGGAAGGGGAGUGGCACACAUGUGCCCCCAUCAGUUCAAGUUGCUUGAGCCCCUAUUCGCGGCUACUCCCUAAUCACUUUUCACACUUUAACACAAAUAUAAGUAUAUUAAUCAUAAAUUUAGACUAAAACUAUAUUAUUUACUAAUUAUUAACUCAUAAUAAUGAAGACUUAUCAAGGUGAUGCGGGUUUAGUCCCACAUUGAUUUGUGUCGAAGUAAUAUUACAUUCCAAAUCAAGUCCCUUUCUCAUGCUUGUAUGACCACUCCUUGUCCCACAACCGACUGGCCACUAGUGACAUGGAAGGGGAGUGGUGCACACGUGCCCCUGACGUGACUUAGUCAUUGUAUAUUAAAUCACGCAAAUAUAAAAUUUAUAAAACUAGAAAAUAUGAAUUUUUAGAUAUUUAUAAAUAUUUCUGAAUAAAUAUAUCAAUUAUAAUUUAAUAAAACUUCCAAAAAUAGCAAUAAUUUUCCAACUCAAUCAGAGCUAUGUAAUAUAAUAUCUGGUAAUUAUUCAGAAUUUUUCUCGAUGAAUAUAAUUUUCUAUAAAUUUUAUACUAGUAAAUGAAAAGGAAAUAUAUUUAAAAUUCAAGGAAAACAGAAAUAAGGGUGUAGACGUCAGGAUCACAUCAGCGCCCGGCGAACACGAAUCGGGCAAAAAAAGAGUUCUGCCCGACAAUUCUUAUAUAAGCAAUUACAGAUAAUUUAAUUAAUCAAAUUAAGAUAUGUAAAAGCCAGAAGAAUCAUAAUAGAACAAAGUAUAUUUUAGUAAAUUAAAAUCAACAAAUUAUCACUAAAUGAAACAAAAAUUAAGUUGAAAUCAAGAAAACAGAAUUUUGACAUCACAGUGGCGAUGCAUCGGUGAUGCAUUAGAAUCCUGAGCAUUCAAGAGGAUUGUCGUGUAGUGUCUAUGGCCUUGAAGGCUCUCCUUAGACAAAGACAACGUAGGCAAUCUCUAGAUCUCUUGGCAAAGUCUAGAGAUCAAUGAAAUGGGUCAUCGAAUCAUCUCCAACAACUGUCACUUGGUGGAGCAGAAAAACGGUAACUUUGUAGUUCUCUGGUGGUUAUCACCCAACAGAGAAGAGUUGGAUGGAGGUGGGGCGCGUGUCAAGAAGCUUCAUCCUCAGGUCCGUGCAGCAAGAGGAGGCUCUUCAUUGCAUCUGGUACGCUCUCAAGAGGUGGCGACUCAUCUUCCAACGGAUCAUCCUCUUCCCGACAAUGGCUUGUUUGUCGAUCAAUCGGAGAUGAGUUAUUCAAUGGAUUCACGAUCCCUUUAUUGCAAAUCGUUCAGCAAUUUUAGUAACAAUGCUCUGUAAAUUGUGUUGAUGAGAUCUUUAUUGAUGAUCCAGUGAUUUUGGUUGUUUAAUCCUUCACCGGUGAUCUACAGGAAAGUCACGAUAAUCAGAUAAACAAAAUAUGAAUUUUGGUUUCGAGAGAAUUCGAACCUACAUCGGUUGCCCAGCCCUUUCUAGGGAAGUGUGACGUGGGUUAAAAAAGUCCCACAUCAGUUGUGCGCCGAAAUUUCUGGUGAAUAUAUAGUAAUACUACAUUUUUGAUCAAGUCCCUUUCUUGCGCGUGUACGACCACUCCUUGCCCCACAACUAGCUGGCCAUUGGUGA